This is a messenger RNA of Strongyloides ratti, 258 nucleotides long. RefSeq lists its product as hypothetical. The record is from RefSeq and is a predicted model, not a curated record. The transcript has a single exon. NCBI's taxonomy places the organism in Eukaryota, Metazoa, Nematoda, Chromadorea, Rhabditida, Strongyloididae. The coding region runs from base 1 to 258 and encodes 85 amino acids. Gene Ontology annotation, molecular function: nucleic acid binding.
AUGGACAAUGCGCGUGCUCAUACUUUUUUAACUUUAUUAUCAAAAAUCUCAAGUUUGAGCUACGAAUUAUUGCCACAUUCAUCCUAUUCUCUAGAUUUAGCUUCAUCUGACUUUUAUUUGUUUUCUAGAUUCGAAAAAGUUUUAAGUGGAAAGCAAUUUUUAUCAAUUGAAGAGCUUCCAAAGACCGUAGAUGGCUAUUUUGAAGGUCUUGAAGAAAAUCACUUCAAAGAGGGUGUAGAAGCCAUGGAAUCUAGAUGA